Messenger RNA from Acanthosepion pharaonis, 636 nucleotides. The record is from the annotation of a GenBank genome assembly. Lineage: Eukaryota; Metazoa; Mollusca; Cephalopoda; Sepiida; Sepiidae.
AUGAAGCCUUCACACCAAGCAAUGAAUGAUAGGCUGGAUAGUAGAAUCCCUAUUGUCUCUCUCUCUCUCUCUUUCUCUCUCUCUCUUUCUCUCUCUCUCUCUCUCUCUCUCUCUCUCUCUCUCUCUCUCUCUUCUUUCUUUCUUUGCCUCACAUUCUCUCUGUCUAUAUUUAUAUAUUUCCUUAUAUCUCUCCUUAUUUUACCCUGCUUUUCUCUAUCUUUCUCUUGCCCUCCCCCUCUCUCUUUCCUCCUUGGAAAAAAAUUAAAUUUUCCUUGCGUUGUUCGUUUUCAUCAUUUUCUUUCUUUCUUUCUUUCUUUCUUUCUUUCUUUCUUUCUUUCUUUUCUAAUUCAUUCUUUCUUUCUUUAUUCUUUCUUUCUUUAUUCUUUAUUUCUUUCUUUUGCUCUCCUCAACACAACCCACAACGCGUCACGAACAUAUUCGCUUAACACUCUGACUGACCGACUAAUUCUCUCGCACCUUACUCUUCAUUUAAAAUUGUUUUCUUCUCUCUCUCUCUCUCUCUCUCACUCUCUCUCUCUCUUUCUCUAUCUAUCUAUCUAUCUCUCUUACUGUUCAACAUUUUUCGAUAACUGCAAAUGUUCUAAAGUUUUCACUAUAUUUACACACAACAUUUAA